AUGGCUAGUGUCAAAAGAUCGCCGUUACCCAUUAUAACACCGCGUAUCCACUCCGACACACUAUCUCUCUUUCUCUCUCUCUCCCUACUCUCUCUUUCUCUAUGUAUUUCUCUCUCUCCCCACUCUCUCUUACUCUAUCUUUCUUUCUCUGCCUCUCUUUCUCUCUCUCUUUCUCCCUCUUCUGCUUGUCUGGCCUGCAGCUCUUCUGCCUAUCUGGCCUGCAAUUCUUCGGCCUGUCUGGCCUGCAGCUCUUCUGCCUAUCUGGCCUGCAAUUCUUCGGCCUUUCUUUUCCUGAAUUCUUACCAAUUUUUUUCUAGCGUCUAUCAUGUUUUCUUUUCAUCAUUUUCCUUUUCUUUUUUUCUGGGGGUUGGCUUUAUUCACAAAUCUUUCCUCCCCCGCAGCUCUUUUCCCCGCAGCUCUUCCCCCCCAGCAGCUUUUCCCCCGCAGCUCUUUUCCCCCCUGCAGCUCUUUCCUCCCCCGCAGCUCUUUCCCCCCACACCGUUAAGCUAUCCAUUCUUUUCGACACAAAAGAACUCCGAUGGGCUUUUCUGGAAGGCGUGUUUAUGGAAUCUAUCUAUCUAUCUAUCUAUCUAUCUAUCUAUCUAUCUAUCUAUCUUGCUAUCUAGCUAUCUUUUUUAUGCCACUAGUACUAGAUCAUUCUGUCAUCUAUCUAUCUAUCUAUCUAUCUCAGCUUGUUCAUAUCUAUCUAUCUAUCUAUCUAUCUAUCUAUCUAUCUAUCUAUCUAUCUAUCUAUCUAUCGCGGGCACCUCGAGGUGGUGUAAUGGUUAG
This is a messenger RNA of Acanthosepion pharaonis, 789 nucleotides long. The record is from the annotation of a GenBank genome assembly. Lineage: Eukaryota; Metazoa; Mollusca; Cephalopoda; Sepiida; Sepiidae.